AUGGGACGGGUGGAUUUCCUGACCUUCGGGCGUAUAUGGAAUUCCGGCCGCCCCCCGCCUUCCCCCGAGACCUUGCAACAUCACUUAAUCACUUAUCACGAUUUUACUAUUGUUUCCUUUUGUGGUAUCAUGAACCCCGACGGAAUUAAAAUAGCCAAGGCGUGUGAGCCCUGCCGACGACGCAAGAUUAAAUGCGAUGGCCUAGAGCCUUGCCGAAAUUGUCCCAAUCAGCCAACGGCAUGUAUUUACCGUCGUAAGGCGCGAGUCAGGCUACGCCGGUCUGGAACGCAGACAACUGUCAAUUCAGUUAAUUGCAGCAGCGACCCUAUAAACGCGACCGCUGGUCCGAAAACUGCGAAUGGGGCAAGUCUGUCUCCAUAUGUCUUGGAAGCUCAACACUCUCGCGCCGAGGUCUACGACAGUGUGGCUGCUGCACACCAUGCCCCUCAAUUCACUGAUAGCUCGCAGCUGUUUUAUGGACCAUCAUCCAACUUUGCUUUCCUGCAGCAGGUACAUCGGGCGAUUUUGUCUCACGGGCCGUAUGGCAAGGGUUGUGGCUCUGGUUUUGAGGAGGGAGGCUCGGGUCUGGACAUGUUCAUGCAGAGAAAUGUUUUCUUCGGUGUUCCCUUAAGAGCCAACCUCGGGGCGGCUCAGCUCGGUGACCUCCAUGAUGGCAUUAUUCCUAGGCAUCUGGCCACGGUCUACUUGGAUAACUUCAAGAUUGCCAGCCUGCACAUCCUACCCUUCUUCACUACAGAAGACCUAGACAUUCUUCUACAUAGCUUCUACUCCGCUAGGGCCGACAUAACUUUGCAUCCCCAAAGAAGGGCCUUGCUCCUGAUGGUGUUGGCUAUAGGCGCAUUGAGCACGACGGAGACCCAGCUGGCCGACACUCUGUUUUUACAGGCAAAACUAGAGACUACCAUAUACGAAGACGCUGUCACUUUGCCGAUGAUCCAGUUUUCGCUUCUAAGCGCGGACUAUCAGCUCAAUAUUGGGCGCCCCAACUCCGCAUAUUUACACGUUGGUGUAGCCUGUCGAAAGACCUUUGCGUUAGGCCUGCAUACCGUGGCAGGUAACUCUUUAACUCAGAGAGCGGAACAUAUUCAGGAGCGGCAUGCUACUCUGUGGUGUCUAUACUUUUACGAAACAUUUGUGGCUUUAACAGUGGGAAGGAAGAGCACAAUACGGGUGGCAGAUGUUGCCUGUCCCUAUCCUGAUGGACGACCUGUGUUGGUCGAUUUGUGUCGCCUUGCAGCCAUCAUUGAAGAAGCUGCUGAAUUGAUCUAUAGUCACAAGGCUAGCUCUCUCCGGAAUCUGUACACGACAGCUCAGAGCCUGCAUACCAGACUCCAGCAAUGUGCCGAGCGGUUUGGUCUCGGCUCCGUCACCACUGCUCAGAAAGGUACAACAGCGGAGGUGAUGGCAAUAUUAACGCUGCAUAAUGUAGCCGAAUCGGCGCUUCGGUGUGCCGACAGCACGCAACAGACUGGAGAUAUGUGGCUUCGGCAAGCAUGUAGGAAUGCUACGGACGCAGCAGCUGACUCCAUUGCCUUCGUCGACGCCAUGUUUCGCACUAUCGAUGUGAGCAAGGUUCGACGCUAUGAUGCGUUCUUUAUCGAGGCCAGCUGUUCAGUUCUCCUUCAUAAUUCGCUACAGCAUCCCUCGAAGCAUCCCAAUAAUCUGGUCUAUAUUCAUAUGGCCCUGGGUUGUCUGCAGUCUAUGACGAAUGGCGAACCCGUGACAAAUGUGGCUCGCUCGAUUCAGCGUAUCGUCAGUGCCGUGGAGAAUUCGAUAUCGCAAGUAAAUCUUACUCCGACGUUAAUCCCUUCGCCGUCAGACGAAAGCCCGCCCGUCAAUGCGAAUAUAAAGUUCCCUUCCCUAGAAAAUACCUCCUCUUGCGCCACAACAGACUAUAUCUUUCUGAGUGAUAAGCAAUCUCGCUUUCCUAGCAACCUAUCAUCCGACGGUCCCCGGCUUUCUCGAACCACGGCAGAUCCACUCUCGCAACAGUUGCCUCAGCUAAAUCUCGACAUUCUGACAACAGAUCUGUUCAGUUACUUUCAAUUAGAUCCCAAUAUGGAGUCGCAGCCCAGUGACACCUAA
Messenger RNA from Penicillium concentricum, 2106 nucleotides. RefSeq names its product transcription factor domain-containing protein. The record is from RefSeq and is a predicted model, not a curated record. The coding region runs from base 1 to 2106 and encodes 701 amino acids. The transcript has 4 exons. NCBI's taxonomy places the organism in Eukaryota, Fungi, Ascomycota, Eurotiomycetes, Eurotiales, Aspergillaceae. Gene Ontology annotation, cellular component: nucleus. Gene Ontology annotation, biological process: positive regulation of transcription from RNA polymerase II promoter by galactose; DNA-templated transcription. Gene Ontology annotation, molecular function: zinc ion binding; RNA polymerase II cis-regulatory region sequence-specific DNA binding; DNA-binding transcription factor activity, RNA polymerase II-specific.